Molecule: messenger RNA, 872 nt
Organism: Oxyura jamaicensis (ruddy duck)
Lineage: Eukaryota; Metazoa; Chordata; Aves; Anseriformes; Anatidae
Gene: TESC
Product: tescalcin
Exons: 7
Coding region: 84-695 (203 amino acids)
Molecular function (GO): calcium ion binding
Source: RefSeq, a predicted model, not a curated record
CCCGCCCUUAGCGGCGGCGGAGCCCGGUGCUGCGGCCCCCGGCGCGCCGCCUCCCGGCCCGGCUCGGCCCGGCUCGGCCCGGGAUGGGCUCCGCGCACUCGGUGCCCGCAGAGAUGCGGGCGCUGGCCGACAGGACCGGCUCCCCGCCCCCCCGCCGUCUCUGUGUUGUUCUUUGCAGCAAGGAGAACUUUGACAGCAUCCCCGACCUGGAGUUCAACCCCAUCAGGGCCAAAAUCGUCCAUGCCUUUUUUGACAAGCGGAACCUACGGCAGGAGUCGUCGGGGCUGGCGGAUGAGAUAAACUUCGAGGACUUCCUGACCAUCAUGUCCUACUUCAGACCCAUUGAGAUGAACAUGGACGAGGAGCAGCUGGAUCGCUUCCGGAAAGAGAAACUCAAAUUCCUCUUCCACAUGUACGACUCGGACCACGAUGGGAAGAUCACGCUGCAGGAGUACCGAAACGUGGUGGAGGAGCUGCUGUCCGGGAACCCCCACCUGGAGAAGGAGUCGGCGCGCUCCAUCGCCGACGGGGCCAUGAUGGAGGCAGCCAGCAUCUGUGUGGGACAAAUGGGCCCGGACCAGGUGUACGAGGGGAUCACCUUUGAAGACUUCCUGAAGAUGUGGCAGGGAAUCGACAUCGAGACCAAGAUGCACGUCCGCUUCCUCAACAUGGAGACCAUCGCGCACUGCUACUGACCCCCGAGGGGCAGGAGGAGAAGGAGGAGGACGACGAAGAGGAGGAGGAGGACAAAGUCUUCACAGCAGCACCGAGCGCGGUGCAGCCGCCUGCGUGCCUGUCCCGAGCGGGGCCGCGUUCUGCUCUCUAGAAACAUAAGAGGCUUUUAUCUCUAAUAAAAGAUAUUUCUCUUUUUA